CAUUCGCAAACACACAUUCCCAUGAAGCCGCUGCUCUGCCCCUUCCUCUCUCUAUCUGGGGCCUGUCUCAUACUAGGCUGGCCAAGCACCUAGUGGUUUCCCUGGAACUGGCCCUGUGAAGAAAGGGAAUCUCCUGCGAUGAAUGAGGUCCUAGUGAAAGAGCAGGUCUGUCUCUGUCUGCUGAGUCACUGCAAGCUGGAAGGAGCACUAGGCUAGCGGAGCAGACGACAGCAGAGAACCAUGACCUACCGGCUGUUUGAGGAGAAACACCAUGCCUCCAUCUACCAGAGGUACCGCUUUGUACCGCCAGAGGAGAUCAGAGAAAUCAUCCUGCAUUACCUGGAAAGGAAGAAAGUCCAGCCUCAUGCCCUAGUUGGGACGGGGCAGAACUCACACCUGCUGGCCCCACACUUCCAGGAAGUGGUGGGCAUCGACAUUAGCGAGUGCCAACUGGAGGCCAGGGCAGUGGCAGGGUUCAACAUCACCUACAGGAAAGGGACAGCUGAGGAGCUGCCGUUUCCGGAUGCUUCUGGGGACCUACUGACUGCAGCCUCAGCGGCCCAUUGGUUUGACCAGCAGCGGUUCCUCUUGGAGGCAGGCCGGGUCCUGAAGCCUUGUGGCUGCAUGGCUCUGCUUGGCUUUGCUGAUAACUUCAGACUCCAUUAUGGCUCAUGUGGGGACAGACUUACUGACAUCUAUGGAGGUCACAAACAGAACUAAAAUGACAUUUGUUUUUAUGGUGACAAACCAAUGCCACUUAAUCGGUUUAGUGUGUCAUAUGUUUAUUUUCAGUUGGUUAUAAGUACAGUUGUUUUCAUGUAAAGAAUGCUUAUUUAUUCAGACAUUUUUUAUUAAAAUUUUUUAUUUCACCUUUA
Oncorhynchus kisutch (coho salmon) is the source of this 875-nucleotide messenger RNA. Its product is annotated as putative methyltransferase DDB_G0268948. The record is from RefSeq and is a predicted model, not a curated record. NCBI's taxonomy places the organism in Eukaryota, Metazoa, Chordata, Actinopteri, Salmoniformes, Salmonidae. Gene Ontology annotation, molecular function: S-adenosylmethionine-dependent methyltransferase activity.